AUGGCCGAUCAGCUGAGCAGCGCCGCCGCCCGCGGAGACUCGGAGCAGCUCCGCCGUCUGCUGCAAAAGGAGGGCCGGGAGCCCGUCAACAGCACCAACCGCUUCGGCAGGACCGCGCUGCAGGUGAUGAAGCUGGGAGCUCCCGAAAUUGCCCGGAUCCUGCUGGAGAACGGCGCCGACCCGAACCUCAAGGACCCCACGGGCUUCGCAGCGCUGCACGACGCGGCCAGGGCCGGCUUUGUGGACACGGUGCAGACGCUCGUGGAUUUCGAGGCCGACGUGAACCUAGAGGACGGCGAAGGGAACCUGCCCUUGCACCUGGCAGCCAUGGAGGGCCAUGUGGCCGUUGUGGCCUACCUCCUGGGCCACACCGGCAGCAAGGUGGACCACCUGAACAAGCGGGGGCUCACGGCCUACGGGCUGGCCCGGCUCUACAAGCGGCUGGAGCUGCUGCGGUGGAUGGACGCCAACUGCGGGCGGCGGCAGCAGCAGCAGCAGCACUGA
Cavia porcellus (domestic guinea pig) is the source of this 504-nucleotide messenger RNA. Its product is annotated as cyclin-dependent kinase 4 inhibitor C-like. The record is from RefSeq and is a predicted model, not a curated record. The transcript has a single exon. NCBI's taxonomy places the organism in Eukaryota, Metazoa, Chordata, Mammalia, Rodentia, Caviidae. Gene Ontology annotation, cellular component: nucleus; cytoplasm. Gene Ontology annotation, molecular function: protein kinase binding; cyclin-dependent protein serine/threonine kinase inhibitor activity. Bases 1 to 504 code for a protein of 167 amino acids. Gene Ontology annotation, biological process: negative regulation of cell population proliferation; regulation of G1/S transition of mitotic cell cycle; regulation of cyclin-dependent protein serine/threonine kinase activity.